AUGCGGGCCCCCGAGCCCAUGCCCGGCUACGGGCUCCUGCUGCGGCGGAGCUACCGGAGCCUGGCGGCGGCCGCAAGGGGCUGCACCGACUGCGGCUGGGACCUGGCGCUGCGCACCUGGGCCGAGAGCGCGCAGCUGGGCUGGGCCGAGCUGCUCCUGUGCGCGCUCGGGGCGCUGGGCUGGACCGCGCUGCGCUGCGCAUCCGCACGGAGCCUCUUUCGGCCCUUUGGGGAGUGGUGCAACUUGCGGCCGAAAGAUGCUGCCAAGAUGCCAGAGAGUGCCUGGAAGCUGCUUUUCUACACGAUAUCCUGGUCGUAUGGCAUCUACCUGCUCUUCUUCACUGACUACCCCUUCUUCUAUGACCCACCUUCUGUCUUUUAUGGCUGGCAGAAGGGCAUGGAUGUGCCCACGGACAUCGCCAUCGCCUACCUGAUGCAGGGCAGCUUCUAUGGGCACUCCAUCUACGCCACAGCCUACAUGGACACGUGGCGCAAGGACUCGGUGGUGAUGCUCCUGCACCACGUCGUGGCACUGACCCUCAUAGCCUGCUCCUAUGCCUUCAGGUACCACAACGUGGGCAUCCUCGUGCUCUUCCUGCACGACGUCAAUGAUAUCCAGCUGGAAUUCACCAAGCUCAACGUCUACUUCAAGCACCGGGGGGGUGUCUACCAUCGCCUCAAUGAUGUCCUCUCCAACAUCGGCUGCCUCACCUUCACCAUCAGCUGGUUCUGGUUCCGUCUCUACUGGUUCCCCCUCAAGGUGCUCUACGCCACUUGCUACUCCAGCCUCCAGUUGGUCCCUAAUAUCCCCUUCUACUUCUUCUUCAAUGCUCUGCUCCUUGUCCUCACUCUGAUGAACAUCUACUGGUUCCUGUACAUCGUCCUGUUUGUGGCCAAGGUGCUGAUGGGGCAGAUGCAGGAGGUGAAUGAUGUGCGUGAGUACGACGUGGAGGACAGCAAGAAACCCACAGCGACCAAGAAGAAGGAGGCUGGACUCCAACUGCCCCAUGCUCUGAAAGAAGGGAUGCACCUCAAGAAUGGACUCGUGAAGGACAAGCGGUUGUGAGGGACACGGAGCUGGGGCUGCCCCAGGACUCAAACCCAGCACGAGGAGAGCUUCAUCCCUGCCACCCCUUCACCCCCUGCCCGGAGCCGGGGGAGGCACCACUGACAGGAUCAGGCCCCUCCUGGGGCUUGGCUGUGACCAGGCUUCACCUGAUGCUCGUGUGCUUUCUGUAGCCAGCCCGUGCUGGUUCAGCUGGGGCUGGUGGCUUUGCUGGUCCAGGUAGGAUUUGGAGCUGGCUUUAGGUCCCCUGGUGUUUCUUCUGUCGCUCCAUCCCUUGGCUGCUCUCAGUCCCUUUGUGGUAUUCCCUGUCUUUACUGUUGGACCCUUCCUCAGCAGCCCCUGGAGGCUCCUCUGCUGGGGAGGAAACGUCCUCUCCUGCAUGGGCAGCACCGUCCCAGGCCAGGGGAGCCUCUUGGGGACUAGAGGUGAUGUGGGGCACCUCUGAGCCUUCCUCCUCAGGAGGGGUCCCACAUCUGCCUGCAGGCUCAGCACAGCUUCCAUGAGCCAGCCUGCCUGGAACCCCAGCCCUGGAGUGUUAGUGCAGCCUCCUGGCCUAGCCAGGAGCUUGACUUUGCUUAUAAAGCCAAUGUAGAUGUGAAGAGUUGCUCAGAAAGCCAGGCCCAGUCCUGCAGGGUCCCCUGCUGAGGGGUCUCCAGGCCCUCACCCAGCAGCAUCUGCUUGCUCAAGAACACACAGCUCCUGCUCCUUGGGUUAGUUUUCCAGGCA
Molecule: messenger RNA, 1791 nt
Organism: Melopsittacus undulatus (budgerigar)
Lineage: Eukaryota; Metazoa; Chordata; Aves; Psittaciformes; Psittaculidae
Gene: CERS1
Product: ceramide synthase 1
Exons: 7
Coding region: 1-1065 (354 amino acids)
Biological process (GO): ceramide biosynthetic process
Cellular component (GO): membrane
Molecular function (GO): sphingosine N-acyltransferase activity
Source: RefSeq, a predicted model, not a curated record